CCUGGCCCUAGCGCCGCCCCCUCCUGCGGCCCGACUUCCGGCCGGCCCGGCGCCCCGCCCCCCCCCGGCGCGAGCGGGUGACGCCUUCACGCGGCGCGGCGCCAGGACGCACACGCGCCUGACUCCCAAGAUGGCGGCGGCGGCCCGGGCUUGCCGGAAAUGCCUUGUCGGUGGCUCGAGGCUUAUAUCUGGAAGAUACCCAGCUCCAGUACUCCCUAGUGGCAUUGUUUAUAGAAUGGGCAGGCCUGUUUUAGAGCUCCAUCAGUCUAGAUAUUACUCUUCUGGAGGCAGAAAAGGCUUUAUAUCAGGGUUUGUGGACAACAUCAAAAAGGAAUUAGCAAAAAAUAAAGAGAUGAAAGAAAGUAUUAAAAAAUUCCGGGAUGAAGCUAAAAAGCUAGAAGAAUCUGACGCGCUCCAGGAAGCAAGGAGGAAAUAUAAAACCAUUGAAUCUGAAACGGUUAAGACCUCUGAAGUGAUUAAAAAGAAGCUUGGAGAAAUAACAGGAUCAGUCAAAGAGAGUUUGGACGAAGUAAGUAAGAGUGAUAUUGGUCGGAAGAUAAAAGAAGGUGUGGAAGAAGCUGCCAAAACAGCAAAGCAGUCUGCAGAAUCAGUGACUAAAGGAGGGGAGAAACUGGGCAAGACAGCAGCAUUUAAAGCAAUCUCCCAGGGAGUAGAAACAGUGAAGAAGGAAAUAGAUGAAAGCGUUCUAGGGCAGACGGGUCCUUACAGACGUCCUGAGCGACUUAGGAAAAGAACGGAAUUCGAUGGAGAGAAGGUCAAAGAGAGAAUAUUUGAAGCUAAUGAGGAGGCAAUGGGUGUGGUGCUGCACAAGGAUUCCAAAUGGUAUCAGCAGUGGAAAGAUUUCAAGGACAACAAUGUGGUCUUCAAUAGGUUCUUUGAAAUGAAGAUGAAGUAUGAUGAAAGUGAUAACGCCUUCAUUCGGGCAUCCAGAGCUGUUACAGACAAAGUCACUGAUUUAAUAGGUGGGCUGUUCUCGAAGACAGAAAUGUCAGAGGUUUUGACAGAAAUUCUCAAAGUGGACCCAGCUUUUGACAAGGAUCGGUUUUUAAAGCAAUGUGAGAACGACAUAAUCCCCAAUGUCCUGGAGGCUAUGAUAUCUGGAGACCUGGAUGUCCUCAAAGAUUGGUGCUAUGAAGCAACUUACAGUCAGCUUGCUUAUCCAAUCCAACAAGCCAAAGCAAUGGGUCUCCUGUUCCACUCCAGAAUUCUUGACAUUGACAACAUUGAUCUUGCUAUGGGGAAGCUGAUGGAGCAGGGACCUGUAUUAAUUAUCACUUUCCAGGCUCAACUUGUUAUGGUGAUUAAAAAUCAGAAAGGAGAGGUGGUAGAAGGAGAUCCGGACAAAGUUCUGCGGAUGCUGUAUGUGUGGGCGCUCUGCAGAGACCAGGAUGAACUCAACCCGUAUGCUGCCUGGAGGUUAUUGGACAUUUCUGCUUCAAGCACAGAGCAGAUCCUCUAAGAAUACCAUCCAAGAGCUUCCUAUACCUCUCACUUGCACCAGUGCCAUGUCUGAACUUGCACCAACCUACAGUAUAAGGAGGGAGCUGUGGGGAACAGUCUGUUGGUUCCUUUUCAGAAGAGGCAGCUAUUGGGUGUGCCAUCACUUCACCAGUCCCUGAUGUGACCUGCCUGGGACUGACAUGGCUGCUCUGGGCACGGCGCUAGGUUUACGCUGUAAGAAUGUGCAGUAGAUUUAAGUGUGACUGAUUUAAGACACUAGCAGCUGAUGUCGGUUCCUUUUUAAAUCUUAGCUGGAGGAGGCUGGCCUCUUUCCUCCCCAUGUUCCCUAGUGCUUCCUGACAUGGACUCAGGUGGGUACUGGGCAGUAGCAAAGUGACGUAUAUUGUUUGCAAUGUCAGCAUCUAUAAUAACCCAAAAGUAGCCUCCCCAGCUCUUUGAAAGGCUCUCGAAGUUCUUUCAGGACAUUCCAGUCUCAGCUGCUCUCUUACUAGGUUGCAUCGAUCAACCUUCUGUUGAUACAGUGUCAUGCACUUUACCAAACCAAAUGCAACCAUGCCUCCACACAUGCGCCUUCCAGAGAGUCCUGCGGGGCCAUAUCAACACAGGGCCAGGCAGGUUUGCAGACCUGGCUGUAGCAGUGAGGCGUGCUCCCAGUGGUGUUGCACACAGUUCUCUUCUGAUGCAGGUAGGACCCACUGCUUAGAGAGUCUUUGUGUUUGAAUCUCCCCAGAUCCAGGGGUGGUCACAUGAGCUGUACUUGCCUGGGCAGAGUGCCAGUUGUGACUGAGAGAAAGAGGGGGAGCUGUAGAAUACUGACUAGGGACAAGAGAGAUGGACACAAGCAGUUGGCAUUAUCUGCUGUAGAUGGGACAGAGAGCAAAUAAGGUGCAAAAACAACUUGGGACAUAGCACCCCCACCACCACACCCAGUUAUUUAUUGCUAAGACUGAGUGAAGAGGGUAUGAUUCACUUACCUACUCUAUAUAAAUUGAAGGGUACAAUCUCCUGCCGCAGGUGGAGGUGCACAUCUGUCCUCUCACUGGGACCUGUGUGAUGACUGCAGAGCUUGGAGAAGGUUUACUGGCACAGAAUCCAAACUGGUGCUGGGUAAAUGGAGGUUUAGCUAAGAUGUUUUCAUGUUCAUAGAUUCUUCUGCUGCCUCCUUCAAUAAAGAGUGAAGAUUCUUGU
Molecule: messenger RNA, 2670 nt
Organism: Dermochelys coriacea (leatherback sea turtle)
Lineage: Eukaryota; Metazoa; Chordata; Testudines; Dermochelyidae
Gene: TIMM44
Product: translocase of inner mitochondrial membrane 44
Exons: 13
Coding region: 131-1480 (449 amino acids)
Biological process (GO): protein import into mitochondrial matrix
Cellular component (GO): mitochondrial inner membrane
Molecular function (GO): protein-folding chaperone binding
Source: RefSeq, a predicted model, not a curated record